AUGGAGCUCGGCACGUCGAGGUUCAACCCCGAGGACGAGAUCGAGGACCUCGACCUCGCCGAGGCGACCGUCACGUCUCGAGGCGAGCUCCAGAUCCAGUCGUGGCUUCGCUUCGCCGCGUCGAAGCGCGAGGAGGCGAAACGCGAGGUCGCCGCGCCGUUCGAGGACGCGCUCGAGUACAAGCUCUCGGACAGCGUCUUCACGAGGGACGACGUGCGAGCGCUGAUCGAAGACCUCUCGCGCGAGACGUCCGAGCUGGUCGCGACGGAGCUCGAACGCGCGUCGCGCGUCGCGGCGGCGAUGCUGAAACUCCUCUUCGCGCAGGCGGAGGCGCGAGGGUGCGGACGCGCCAUGACGCUCGACGCGCACCAGCUCGAGGACGCGCGCGUGCUGGAGGAGAUGCGCGCGAUCGAGCGCGUCGCGCUGUCGAGGCCGGCGUCGGACUUCACGCGGGCGGCGCUGCGCGUUGGGAUGACUCCCGUCGAGGACGACGACGACGAGUUCGCGUUCGACGUCGGCAAGGGCAAGGGCAAGACCGUCAUCGUGAAAGAGACCGUCGUCGACGUCGCGACGGCGCGAGAUUGCGAGAAGCUCCGCGCGGAUCUCGCGGCGGCGCGAAGAGACGCGGGAUCGCGCGUGCAGGACAGCGCGCAGUUUCAGCAGUUGAAACGAUUGAUGCAGCAGAAGACGCGCGAGCUGUCGAUGCUGCGGACGCGACUGCGGCGGUACGAACCGGAGGCGGACGACGGCGACGUGGUCGGGACCGAGGACGACAGUUUCAUCGAGAAGAAGGAGGAGGAGGAUGAGGAGGGCGCGGAGGUGGAGAGAGAGAGAGGAGACGUCGACGUCGCGGGAGAGGUCGCGGCGGAGGCGGCGGCGGAGUCGCCGAGAGGAGGCGGCGUCGCGAGAGAGGUCGACGUCGAGGCGUCGCCGGGCCCGCCGCCGCCGCCGCCACCGGACGACGACGACGACGACGACGACGACGACGAGUUCGACUUUUAG
Micromonas pusilla CCMP1545 is the source of this 1002-nucleotide messenger RNA. RefSeq lists its product as uncharacterized. Gene Ontology annotation, biological process: negative regulation of protein localization to cilium. Lineage: Eukaryota; Viridiplantae; Chlorophyta; Mamiellophyceae; Mamiellales; Mamiellaceae. The transcript has a single exon. The record is from RefSeq and is a predicted model, not a curated record. Bases 1 to 1002 code for a protein of 333 amino acids. Gene Ontology annotation, cellular component: cytoplasm.